This is a messenger RNA of Paramuricea clavata, 1144 nucleotides long. Lineage: Eukaryota; Metazoa; Cnidaria; Anthozoa; Malacalcyonacea; Plexauridae. The record is from the annotation of a GenBank genome assembly.
AUGGGUUCAGACAAGAAGUUAUUGAUGAAGCAUCUCCCUGAUAAAUUGAAUGGUGUAGUCAAGCCAAAAAACUGUGACUCUGUUGUCAAGAUCUGCAAGGUGAUAAAAGUGCAUUGCAAAGCCAACUCGCAACUGUUCAGCGCUUACCUACAUAUUACUAUAAUAUAUGUAGGCGCUGAAAAAUUCCUUAAUUUAUAGGACUUUGACAAGAUUUAUCGAAUGAUGAAUGAGUGUGAUCCAUCACCCGAUAGAAUUGAAGAAUUCUUUGAACUGGUUAGUGCCAUACAAAUUACUAUCAUGUGUAUUGCAAGAGCCUGUCAUUUUCUUUGAUUAACCCUGAUUUUGUUACCAAGAAUUCCUUUGAGAAAAAGCAAUGAAAACUCAAAAGAAUUGUUGGUAGACAAAUUGAGGGUUAAUAAAAUUGUCUACCAUAGCUUUCAAGUAACACAGUGCAACAAUAUAUUGUACAACAGUUGAGUUCUUUUUAAAAAUCAAAAUGUACAUUAUUUUAUACUAGGCAAGUGCAUGUGGUAUGCUUUUUGUUUCUCUUGGUGGUGAAGUUAGUGGAUUUGGAAAACAACAUGUCACACCAUAUAUGCACUGCUUGGUGUACCAUGUCCCAAACUUUAUGCUGAGACACAAUGGCAUACGAAAGUUCACAGGGCAAGAUAAUAAUGAUUGCAUUAUAAUCCUAAGUUCAAAUCACACUUAUACCAUGUUAUUUAACAUCAAUUAUAUGUGCACUUUCUCUUUUUGUGUGUACAAAGGGGUGGAGAAAAAUAAUGAUGAUGUCAGAAAAUUUCACCUGACAAAGUCUAACAAAUGGGAUGCACCUAAAGACAUUUUGCUUGUUAGCAAGCGACUGCAGUUCACCAGUCAACAUGAGCGAGAACCAAGGGCAUAUAUGAAGAGAAAUGGUGAAUACUGGUCAACUGAGAUCAAAGAAGCAAGAAGCAAACGAAGAAAGUUGUUUGACACCCCUUGUCCAGAAUCGCAACCUAACAAUCCAGAACGUGUUUUAGAUAUCAAUGGUCUUUCAGUUCUUGAAAUUAAACAAGAGCUGAAGGAACUAGGAGUUAAAACACGAGCCCGAAAAUUAGAAAAAUUGCAAGAGAUUUUGAAAAGAGCACUUGAAGAUCAAUAA